CCCAAAUCUGCCUCACUGCAUCCAUCGGCCUUUAAAUCAGAUUUUCCAGAAUUUGCAAAGCAGAUCGAAACAACUGAUAAUCAUGGAGCAUUUCUACCUUUCCCUUCUCCUUCUCUUCGUUUCUUUCGUCACUCUCUCUCUCUUCUUCCUCUUUUACAGGCACUGGUCCAUGUUCGCCGGCGCCAACCUCCCUCCGGGCGCGAUUGGUUAUCCGGUGAUCGGAGAGAGUCUUGAGUUUCUGUCGACCGGAUGGAAGGGCCAUCCCGAGAAGUUCAUAUUCGAUCGCAUGCACAGGUUCUCGUCGCAUAUCUUCAAGACCUCCAUUCUCGGCGAGCCGGCGGCGGUGCUCUGCGGGCCUUCAUGCAACAAAUUCUUGUUCUCCAACGAGAACAAGCUCGUUACCGCGUGGUGGCCAGACUCCGUCAACAAGGUGUUUCCGACGUCGCUUCAGACGAACUCCAAGGAAGAAGCGAAGAAGAUGAGGAAGCUGCUUCCUCAGUUCUUGAAGCCGGAGGCUCUGCAACGUUAUAUCGGAAUCAUGGACGGCCUCGCUCAGAGACACUUCGCUUCAGGAUGGGAAAACAAGAAGGAUGUCGCCGUCUUCCCCUUGGCCAAAAGAUACACCUUCGCGUUGGCUUGUCGGAUAUUCCUGAGUGUUGAAGAUCCAAACCACGUGGCGAGGUUCGCCGACCCAUUUCAUCUGUUAGCUUCAGGGAUAAUAUCAAUGCCCAUAGACUUACCAGGGACGCCAUUUAACAAAGCCAUAAAAGCUUCGAGGUUCAUAAGGAAGGAGCUUUUGGAGAUUAUAAAGCAGAGAAAGGUGGAUUUAGCAGAUGGGAAGGUUUCUGCAGCACAAGAUAUAUUGUCUCACAUGUUGACGACGAGCGAUGAGAAUGGGCAGUUCAUGAGUGAACUGGAUAUUGCUGAUAAGAUUCUUGGUCUUUUGAUCGGAGGCCAUGAUACUGCCAGUGCUGCCUGCACUUUCAUCGUUAAAUUUCUUGCUGAGUUGCCUCAUAUCUAUGAGCGCGUUUACCAAGAGCAAAUGGAAAUUGCAAAAUCAAAAGCCCCAGGGGAAUUACUGAAUUGGGAUGACAUCCAAAAGAUGAAAUACUCAUGGAACGUAGCUUGUGAAGUCAUGAGACUCGCCCCUCCACUCCAAGGAGCUUUCAGGGAAGCCAUCAAUGACUUCAUCUUCAAUGGUUUCACAAUCCCAAAGGGCUGGAAGCUGUAUUGGAGUGCAAAUUCAACUCACAAGAACGCAGAAUACUUCCCAGAACCAGACAAGUUCGAUCCGACAAGAUUCGAAGGAAAUGGUCCGGCACCGUACACCUUCGUACCGUUCGGAGGGGGUCCGAGGAUGUGUCCCGGAAAGGAGUACGCUCGUCUGGAAAUUCUGGUGUUCAUGCACAACUUAGUGAAGAGGUUCAAAUGGCAAAAACUGCUUCCUGAUGAGAAGAUUAUUGUUGAUCCUAUGCCUAUUCCCGCCCAAGGCCUUCCUGUUCGUCUCAUUUCCCACCAACCUUGAAACCAAGAUUAUCACUUCUAUGUGGCCAUCACAUCAAUUACUAGCUCUUCCCUUCUUUGUUCCUUUCUUUUUUUCUUUUUUCCCUUCGAAUUUAAUAAUGCUGUGAUUUGUUUGUUGGUGCUCAUGAGAUGCAACGGGACUGGAAUAUUCCCAAUCAUUUCAUAAUGAAACUGCAGAAUAGAGUAAUCUCCUUCCUUCUAUCUCUCUCGUGGCUGUUAUGUUUUAAACAUGUACACAAUUGAUAUAUGUGUACUGUUAAUGGUUAAUAAAUUAAAAAAAAUGUAUAUGUGCGUA
This is a messenger RNA of Neltuma alba, 1819 nucleotides long. Its product is annotated as beta-amyrin 28-monooxygenase-like. Gene Ontology annotation, biological process: sterol metabolic process. The transcript has 4 exons. Lineage: Eukaryota; Viridiplantae; Streptophyta; Magnoliopsida; Fabales; Fabaceae. The coding region runs from base 83 to 1525 and encodes 480 amino acids. The record is from RefSeq and is a predicted model, not a curated record. Gene Ontology annotation, molecular function: monooxygenase activity; oxidoreductase activity, acting on paired donors, with incorporation or reduction of molecular oxygen; heme binding.